CGACGUCAGGCGACGUCGACGACGUUCUCCGUCGCGUACCACUCCGCUCGUAACCAUAUCUGGACUUAAUUAUUGGGGCUGUCGAUUAGCAGCGCGACCAUUUUCAGCCUGUGAGCAACCCCAAUAAUUGGAAAAUGUCCAGAUUUGCGGCGGCGGGCCUCGUGGCCUUCGACUCCAUCAAGUCUAAAGCAUCACAAAAGUUUGCUGGAUUUAAAAGAAGCAAUGCCGGCUACGAGGAAUUCGAAAUGCCCCGGGAGGGUAGCAAAGACAAUAAAGGGUUCGAAGACGAAAGAGGAUACAGUAGACAAGCGUCUUUUGAAUCGCUUCCGGAACCUGAAAGACCACCAUUGCGUCACAUCGAUACGUAUUGUAAACCAGAAUGUCCCUGCCUAUCAAAAAGAUACACCAUUGCAACGUUGGCCUGUAUAGGAUUCAUAAUUUCGUUCGGCAUGAGGUGUAACAUGGGCAUGGCGAAAAUGGUCAUGAAGAACACCACCGAAGGUGAUAAUCACACUCUGAUGUUCAAUUGGACAGUAGGUACAGAGAGUGCUCUAGAUUCGUCCUUCUUUUGGGGUUAUCUAGUAACCCAAGUACCAGGAGGAUUCUUCGCUUCUCUGUACCCUGCGAACAAGAUAUUCGGAGCUGCCAUCGCCGUAUCUUCGUUCUUAAAUUUACUGGUACCUGGUGCUCUGAAAGUCGACCCCAUUGUUGAUAUGUUUGUGCAAGUCUUGAAAGGAUUGGUGGAGGGUGUCACGUAUCCGGCGUGUCACGGUAUUUGGAAAUAUUGGGCGCCACCUUUGGAGAGAUCACGUUUAGCCACACUGGCAUUUUGUGGCUCCUAUGCCGCAAUGGUUAUAGGAAUGCCACUUUCAGGUUGUUUAACUUCAGUAUUCGGUUGGACGGCGUCCUUUUAUUUCUAUGGUAUGUGUGGAUUGGUUUGGUACUGUUUUUGGCUAUGGUUAGCCUUUGAAAAACCAUCUAAACAUCCUUGCAUUUCUGCACGGGAGCUUCGUUACAUCGAAGACUCUCUCGGCCAAGGACAAGCUCAAAUACCAAUUCCAACAUUUUCAACAACGCCGUGGCGUAAGUUCUUUACAUCGAUGCCGGUUCACGCCAUAAUCGUGGCCAACUUCUGCAGAUCCUGGAACUUUUAUCUGCUAGUGCUCUUCCAAGCUCGUUUUAUGCACGAGGCCUUCGGCAUGCCUCUAGUGGAAACCGGUGUAAUUGGUUCUCUUCCACACUUGCUGAUGACGAUGAUCGUGCCUUGCGGAGGAUUACUAGCUGACUACCUACGAAAACGUGAAAUAUUAUCUACGACGAACGUCAGAAAACUGUUUAAUUGUGGUGGUUUCGGCAUGGAAGCAAUCUUCUUCCUGGUGGUAGCCAACGCAACCACCCAUAGAAAUGGUACAGCUGCGAUCGUUGCUCUUGCAUUCGGUGUUGCUUGCAGUGGCUUUGCCAUUUCCGGUUUCAAUGUUAAUCAUCUCGACAUCGCACCCAGAUAUGCAAGUAUUUUGAUGGGAAUGUCUAAUGGAGUCGGUACGAUAGCAGGACUUUUGGUACCAUUUUUCGUGGAUAAUAUUACGGAGAAGAAGGAUGCACAAAGUUGGAAGAACGUCUUUAUUAUAGCAGCUUGUGUACACAUAUUUGGUGUGACAUUUUAUGCGAUAUUUUGUUCCGGAGAAUUACAACCGUGGGCUGAUCCAGUUGCAGAGGAGCAAAAGAGUUGGAACGCUUUGGAUGAAUUUGGACAAACGAAACCAGCAGUUCCGCCGCCGCCAAAUACCAUGCAAUCUGAAUUUAUUAAACAACCAUCCAUGGGUGGAGGUGAAACGGACGACUGGAACAAUUACGAGCAACCUCCCGCGGACAAUAUGUACGUCCAACAAGAAAAAGCACCCGUAAUAAGUUACGGGUCGACAGAAACCAACGCCAACAAUCCUUUCCAUUCGACGAACCCCUUCGUUACCGACAUAAACGCGUCUCUGGUACAACCACCAGCAACGAACGACUAUACGUACGAUGUUACACAGCAAAAUCAGCAAUGGAAUUAAAUUCAUCGAGAGGAAGAAGAAGAAGAAAAAAAAGAUGAAGAAGAAGAAGAAGAAGAAGAAGAAGAAGAAGAAAGAAGAGUAAAUCCAACAAGCGUAAGGAAAUCUUCUGUUCAAGGUGACUGAUUCUUUAAUUUCUGGUACUCAUUCGACCUGCUUAGCCAAUAUUCUAAUCUAUUUCUUAAUCUUAAAUCAUAGAAUUUCAUUUCUUGGUUCAGUUUAUCUCAGUAAAGGGAUCAGAUACUCACGAAGAAAUUCUUAUAGCAAUCUUUGAUAUUUUCAGUCAUAGUAAUUAAUCAAUGAAUGGAGUAUCAGAAACACGUUGAAAGGAUUAUUCAGAACCUCCAAAUAUUUGAAAUUAGUACACAUUGCAAGGGAUGAAAUUUUCUUUAUUGCAAUACCUAAGAGUGCAGGGUAUAGUGCUGUAAGUCGACAAUUACAAAAAUUAAAAUUAAAAAAAAGAUAGAAAGAGAUCAAAAGGAUUUCAGUGAAAGAAAUCAUAGAGGACACUUUCUACAUUAAUUAUCAGCAAGUUAUGUACGCUUUCACGCUGAAGAAACGAAGCCAAUCGAAAUGAAAUAUUCGAUGAGUCUGAAAUUGCCCUGUCCAUUGAAUAUAUCUACCACUGAUGCAGCAAAUAAAUGAAAAAUAAAAAGAUACAAAAUGGAAGACAGCGGCCUAAGUUGAAAGUAGCUAAGCUUAAUAUUAACAAGAUACAAAGCAAAUGUGAUUUCUAAGAGAACGUAAGCAGACAAUAAUCAACUGCCAAACCUUCGCAGACAAUAAUUAUUAAUCGAAGACAAUAACGAGAAGGUUUUGGCGAGAGAAAUCGGUUCAGCACGAUCAGCUGAUACUUUUAGGUAUUUCUGUGUUCUUCUUUCUUUUCGCGUUGAUGGCUGACUUUUAAAUGAUGGAAAACAGUAGAAACAUAGCAAUAAAAAGAAAAGAAAAAACAAAGGAAUGAAUCAAUGCCAAGUAUAAAUGGCAAGGAGAAUGGUGAAUCUCAAAACAGUACACGUCGGUCCUCGAUGAUAACCAGAACGAAUUAAAUUAUCGAAACGUCAAUAUUUUCAUGAUGAUAGGACUGGUGGGUUUUGGUAUUUAAAUACAUCAUUCGGUAACGCUGUUCCGUGAAGCGUUCGGAUAAAUGGAGUGCAUUAAUACGUUUAUUCAGGUACAAGUCGUAUCAUAGACGAGGUCAUUGUCUAAGCCUUUCGAGUUUAAAUGUGUAUUCGCAAAAAAACCACACGGAUCCUAAUGGAAUUCUGAAACGUAUGAAAGUAUUCGUAAGAAAGUGAUAACAUGAUGAAAGUAUUAGUUCGAUAAGGUAUAAAGUACUGUAGGGCUCUAUUUGUUGUGACCUGAUCACUUUGAGUGGAGACUCAUGUUGGGCACCAAUACGAUCUUUUGAGUAUGUAACCUCUUCGAAGAUAACUGUUUUCUAUUUCGUAUUUUAUUUACCUAAUAACGUGUGAAGUUAAA
Molecule: messenger RNA, 3533 nt
Organism: Osmia bicornis bicornis
Lineage: Eukaryota; Metazoa; Arthropoda; Insecta; Hymenoptera; Megachilidae
Gene: VGlut
Product: vesicular glutamate transporter 1
Exons: 9
Coding region: 135-2054 (639 amino acids)
Biological process (GO): neurotransmitter loading into synaptic vesicle; regulation of synapse structure or activity; monoatomic anion transport
Cellular component (GO): synaptic vesicle membrane; excitatory synapse
Molecular function (GO): neurotransmitter transmembrane transporter activity; L-glutamate transmembrane transporter activity
Source: RefSeq, a predicted model, not a curated record